AUGAAGUAUCUCGAGUACCCCGAGCUCGAGCUCCUCUCGAGGGCGCUUACCUUCGAGUCUGCCGAAUGCAAGGUCUUCACCCGCAUGGAGGCCUACUCGUGCAAAACCGUCUCCAAGGAGAAGCGCCUCUUGAAGAACCUCGAGUCCACCUAUCUCAGCUCGGCCUCUACUUCGCCGCCCGACUAUCUCGAGGAGGCGCUGGCGUCGCCCUUUGGUCGUCUCGACCAGGCCUCGGCCCGCAAGACCCUGUUCCUGCUCAUCGCAACGCUCAAUGUCGCCUUCCCCGACCAUGACUUCAGCGAGGUCAACCCGGCCGAUUUUCGCAAGGAGUCCAGCCCGGCCAUGGUGCUCAAUUCGCUCAGCACCACGUUGCUCAGCCUCAAGACCUCGUCCAAUGCGCCCCGCUCCUACAGCUCCUUUCCAGGAUCGUUCGAGGAGCCCGGCUUUGCGCUCGGCUCCACAGGCGGCUCGCCCGGCUCCGGCCUCAACACUGGCUCUCUGCCGCCUCUCAUCACCCAUCCCGCACUCUCGCACAUCCUCGACGACAUUAUGAACGUCUCCGACUGCGAGGUGUACACCUUCCAUCCGGACAUGGACUCGGACCCGCACGCGAGCGCCGAGCCCGAGGAGGAGGGUGAUCUGGGCGACGAUGAUCCCUACGACGACGAAGAGUACUGGGACGACGACAGCCCUGGCAUGCGCGGCCGCGAGGACACGCCGCGAGCGCGAGCCAUGCAUGCCGACGACGACGAAGAGAUGGUCGACGCUCCCAUGUUUGACGAAGACGUCUAUGGCGAGGGGCUUGGAGGCGCAAAGAAGGCGCCGCAAACCAUCGCCACUAUUGGCCCGGACGGCAAUGUGGUGCUCUCGCGCGGUGGUCUCGACACCAAGAGGCGUCCAUCCAUGGAAUCGUCGAGUCUUGCGUCUUACUCGUCGUACCACGAUUCGAGCUUCAACGACGAGGAGGACGACCUGGACGGCACGGGCGCCGGUCUGCUCUGGUCGACGUUUGCAUUCUUCUACAACCGCAAGAUGAAACGCAUCCUGUUCGUCUCUGUGUGGAGUCGCAAGAAUGCGCGCUUCGGCAUGCCCACCUCUACGUGGGCGUAUGCCCAGCCGCCGCCGGUUCUCAGUGCCUCGCUCGGCUCACCGCACGGCCACUUUGGCCGGUUUGCCACGCCAGCAUCGGCUCCUGCCCGACAGCGCGCCUCGUCGACGUCCAAGAAGCAGCAGGCUUCGGUUGCGCCGACGGCAGCGGCUGCACCUUCGCUGGCCAAGCGCGCGAUCGCCAGGACCGACUCGACGGGCUCGCUCAAGCGCGUCGGGCGUCCCGGACACAUCCGCGCCGGCUCGGGAAGUCCGGCGCCCUCGUCGCUGUCGCCGUUCCCACACGCAUCGCCGCGUGCGGUGCGCACCACCGACCCCAUGGAGAGCGUGGUGAUUGUCGACGGAAGCAGGCAGGUGCCCUCGCUCGAUGCGGCGCUGCUCAGUGCAAGCGCCCCAGCAGGAGCGAGCGCCGCCAUCGGCACGGGUCUGCAAUCGGCCAUGCGCCCAACGCGCACUUCGAUGCGCAGCAAGCGUGCAUCCGACACCUCGACAGGCACGUUCGACCAGAAGCGCGUCAAGAAGCAGGCUGCGUAA
Messenger RNA from Moesziomyces antarcticus, 1641 nucleotides. Its product is annotated as maf1 protein. The transcript has a single exon. Gene Ontology annotation, molecular function: RNA polymerase III core binding. Gene Ontology annotation, cellular component: nucleus. The record is from RefSeq and is a predicted model, not a curated record. NCBI's taxonomy places the organism in Eukaryota, Fungi, Basidiomycota, Ustilaginomycetes, Ustilaginales, Ustilaginaceae. Gene Ontology annotation, biological process: negative regulation of transcription by RNA polymerase III. Bases 1 to 1641 code for a protein of 546 amino acids.